CCUUUCUUGUUUCUGCUCGGUAAAGAGAACACUCAGUCACAGUCCAGGUGUUGACGUGCUGCCCACCUGUCCCUCAGCAGGUAUGGCCCCCCGUAAAGGAAAGGAGAAGAAGGAGGAGCAGGUCAUCAGCCUGGGCCCUCAGGUGGCUGAGGGGGAGAACGUCUUCGGUGUUUGUCACAUCUUCGCCUCCUUCAACGACACCUUCGUCCACGUCACUGACCUGUCUGGAAAGGAGACCAUCUGCCGUGUGACGGGCGGGAUGAAGGUGAAGGCGGACAGAGACGAGUCGUCUCCGUACGCCGCCAUGUUGGCGGCGCAGGAUGUGGCGCAGCGCUGCAAGGAGCUGGGCAUCACCGCCCUGCACAUCAAGCUG
This is a messenger RNA of Austrofundulus limnaeus, 373 nucleotides long. It is a transcript of the gene rps14, whose product is annotated as ribosomal protein S14. Gene Ontology annotation, cellular component: ribosome. Gene Ontology annotation, molecular function: structural constituent of ribosome. Lineage: Eukaryota; Metazoa; Chordata; Actinopteri; Cyprinodontiformes; Rivulidae. The record is from RefSeq and is a predicted model, not a curated record. Gene Ontology annotation, biological process: translation.